ACGCCAUGUACGUAAUCUGUGAUGUACGACGUGUGAACGCGUGUGAAUGACUCCGAAAGUUGGUGUAACGGUCGUAACGGUAUCGAAAGGAGGUGGGUUUCAUCCAAAUAUGACAAUGAAUCUUCACCAGAAAACACCUUUGUGAACUUGGUUGCAUAAUCCUAGUCACAUACUGGUACACACAUCAGAACUUUGUGGCUAUAUCACUAGGAUUCUUGUAAGCCACUUUCUGACUCAACGGACUGUCCAUCAUGUGUGAUCAUCAAGUUUCAGGCUCACAAAAGACUCUGCAGUCUGUUGCAACAAGAUUGCCAAAAAUUGUAUUACAGAAAGCUGAGGAAAUAUUUCCUGCUGUAAAACAAAUGAUGAAAGAUGUACCAGGCUCCCAUAGUGAGGCAUGUGCAUCAUCAUCUCAUAGUGAUCAGGCUGUUAACAUAAAAGUCGAAGUCUCAGAUGUGGAAGAUGGUGAGGAUCCGGUGCCAAUGACAUUUGUAGAAAUAAAGGUUGAACAUGAGAACCGCUUGGAUUCACAGGAAAAUGCACCAGGCUCACAUAGUGAGUCACAUGCAUCAUCAUCGCCCAGUGGUGAUCAGGCUGUCAACAUAAAAGUCGAGGAAGUCUCAGAUGUUGAAGAUGAGGAUCCCGUGCCAAUGACAUUUGUAGAAAUAAAGGCUGAACAUGAGACCAUCAAUAUAAAAGUGGAGGAGAUCUCAGAUGUGGAAGAGUUAGAAGAUCCAUUGCCAAUAUCAUUCCCAGGAAUACAGGCUGAACAUGCGAGUGUCGUGAAUGAACGUAGACUCGUUCAUGGUGGGCAUCCAAUUUCCUGUGAUGUGUGUCAUAAGUUGUUCAGGCGUAGCAGUGGUCUGAAGAGGCAUCAACGUAUACAUGCUGCAAACCGGUCAUUUUCCUGUAGUGUAUGUAAUAAAUCAUUCAGCAGGCAGGGUCAUUUAAAGGAACAUCAACGCAUACAUAGUGGGGAGCGGCCAUUUUCCUGUCUUGUGUGUAAUAAAUCAUUUAGUCAGCAGAAUCAUCUGAAGGGACAUGAACGCAUACAUAGUGGGGAGCGGCCAUUUUCAUGUGAGGUGUGUAAUAGGUCAUUUACCAAGCGCAGUCAUUUGAAGGAACAUCAACACAUACACAGUGGGGAGCGGGCAUUCUCCUGUGAUAUAUGUAAUAAGGCAUUUACCACUAACAAUGUCCUGAAGGUACAUCAACGCACACAUAGUGAGGAGCGGCCAUUUUCUUGUGCUGUGUGUAAUAAGUCAUAUAUAUCUAAGAAUCAGGUGAAGGUACAUCUACGCAAACAUAGUGGUGAGCGGCCAUAUGCGUGUGAUAUGUGUACUAAGUCGUAUACCACUAGCAGUGACCUGAAGGUACACCAACGCAUACAUAGUGGGGAGCGGCCAUUUUCCUGUUAUAUGUGUAAUAAAUCAUUUAUUAGGAACAGUCAUUUGAGGGCACAUGAACGCAUACAUAGUGGGGAGCGGCCAUAUCCCUGUGAUAUGUGUAACAGAUCAUUUAAUCAGCACAGCCAUCUGAAAGUACAUCAGCGUGUAUGCAGUGGUUAAAGGUAAAGUUGUCCCUGUGCUUAAUUAAUUAAGCACUAUGCCAUGGAGACAAAUGAGCAACAGAAUGUGGUGAUUAGAGCACAAUUACUUUAUCACUAACUGCUGAAAACGGAUGUUGACAUAUGAUAAUUGCAAUAGGUUUUUUGGUUUACGUAGUGGAUGCAUCAGUGCAUACACACUGGGAGGAGCCAGUUUUCACGUUGCUUGUAAAAAUAAUUUGUUAUGGAGAGUCAUCUCAAAAGACAUCAGUGCAAAAUUAGUUUGAAGUUAUGUAUUCCUGGAAUGUGUGAUACAGAUUUUUCCAUUGACUGCAGAUGUCAUUGCAUGCACAGUGCAAAAUGUCCUUGUAUAUGUUGCUUGCAGGACACAUUCUGUUCUCAAAUUUUGAAUGAAUAGCAACUCAAUUGCGUUAGACUUGGCUCAAAGUCAUUCUCUGAAGCUACGAUGAGCUUCACUACAGUAGAUCACCAAAGAAAUGCUGCACCUAUGGUUGAAGGGCUACAAGAAUACCAACAGAUUGAGGAAAAUAUUUGGAAAGAAUGGUAUUGCACUGCACUCCAGAACUGGCCUUCUGCCACUGCCCAGGGGGGUGACCAGACUGCCAACAGAGAGACGAAGAAUGUCGUAGCACCGAGCUUAAUGACCAAGGCAUGCAAAACUCUUGGUGAUCAUGAGCCCUAACACUAAGUUUGGUGGACAUGGCAACAGGUGGUUUUAGUUCUAUGAUAUCUUAAAAAGUUUUUCUCGUGUUUUGUUUUCAUUUGUGCAUUGUAGUAAUAUUUCUAAAUGUAAAUAUUAACUGU
Cryptotermes secundus is the source of this 2371-nucleotide messenger RNA. RefSeq names its product zinc finger protein 436-like. Bases 252 to 1568 code for a protein of 438 amino acids. NCBI's taxonomy places the organism in Eukaryota, Metazoa, Arthropoda, Insecta, Blattodea, Kalotermitidae. The record is from RefSeq and is a predicted model, not a curated record. Gene Ontology annotation, cellular component: nucleus. The transcript has 6 exons.